AUGGAACAAUUUUAUAUUAGUAGCUAUAUCAAAUUCAUAUGGGUCAUAAUAUCCCACAACUCAACCUCCACUUCCACUUCUACCCAACAAUCAUUUAAAUCUUUCCAACAAUUUAAUACUAAAUAUGGGGAAUUCCUUCAAAAAUUGAUUCUUGAUUCUCAAUUAUCUGCAACUAAUUUAAUGAUUAGUUUAUAUUAUUUAUAUAAACAUUAUCACACAAAUAAUGUGUUAUUGCACGACUACUGCUUUGAUGUUUUAGAUGAAGAAGAUGAAGAAGAAGAAGAUAAUGAAUUAUUCAACUCCAUGCUAAUAUAUAAUGUCAUAAUAUCAUUGGUAUUAUCUAAUAAAUCCUUUGAUGAUCAAUCGUUUACUUUAAAAACUUGGUUAAUUAUUAUUGACAGCACAUUAAACACUACCACUAUCACUAACAACAAACCAUUGAUUAAUAUUGAUUUGAAAUUAUUGAAUUAUUUAGAAAAUUAUUUCUUAUCAUCAUUGAAUUUCAAAUUAUCAUUUCUUGAUAUUGCCAUUAAUCCUAAAUUUUGGAAAAUUUUAUCAAAUUCUAAAAUUUUUAGUAUUAAUCAAACAAUAUUGAAUAAAUUCAAACAAUUGGUAAUGAUUACCAAUCCUACAAACAUCCCCACUACAACUAAUACUACAACUAACCAAGUAACCAACGUUAUUAAUAAUAUUAAUCUUGUGUUUUCACCAUUACCAUCAACACCAAUUUCAUCAUCUAUGACAAUGUUAGCUACAACUUAUAAUGGAAUUAACAACAAUUAUAAAGUUGUUGCCAAUUCUAACAAUACUACUAUUACUCCAUUCACUAAUUAUUCAUUAACACCAGCAGUAGUACAUGUUAGAGAUCAUAUACAAGGUCAUGGUCAUAGUCAUACACAUUCUCAUGCAAGAAGUAUUAGUAGCAAUAAUAACAACAACAAUAAUUUCUCAUCACCAUUGAAUAAUAUUUCUACUUUUUCAUCACCUUUAAACCAUCCAUCAACUCCAUCAACUCCUUAUUAUGAUGACAAUUAUCAUGUAUGUUUGAAAAGAAGAAGAGUCAUGGGAGCUGGUAGUAGUGGCCAAGUUCAACCACAUUAUUAUUUACCACCACACCCACAACCACAACAACCAAUGGUGUUAUUGCCAUCACAAGAAUUUACUUUUUCUCAACCAAUGCAAUAUCAAUAUCCACCAUUACCAUUACCACAACCACAGCAACAACAUUUAGAUCCAAUGCCAGUUCAAGCACCAGUAUCAAUGCAAUCUAUUUCAUCUAUUUCUUCAUUUACACAGAAUAGUGGUAGUAGUAAUUCUAAUAAUAGUCUUAUUAAUGGUAUGUCUAUUGGAAUGAAUUCUACUAGUGUUGUCACUACUGCAGCUUCUACUGUUGCUACUGCUGAUGUUCAACAACAACAACAACAACAUCAACAACCAAUGAUGAUGCCAUAUUAUCCAUUGCAACCACAAGCUAACUCACAACAAUUUAAUUUAUUUUAA
Candida albicans SC5314 is the source of this 1500-nucleotide messenger RNA. RefSeq lists its product as uncharacterized. Bases 1 to 1500 code for a protein of 499 amino acids. The transcript has a single exon. The record is from RefSeq and is a predicted model, not a curated record. Lineage: Eukaryota; Fungi; Ascomycota; Pichiomycetes; Serinales; Debaryomycetaceae.